Vigna angularis (adzuki bean) is the source of this 1793-nucleotide messenger RNA. RefSeq names its product transcription factor bHLH48. NCBI's taxonomy places the organism in Eukaryota, Viridiplantae, Streptophyta, Magnoliopsida, Fabales, Fabaceae. The transcript has 7 exons. The record is from RefSeq and is a predicted model, not a curated record. Gene Ontology annotation, biological process: regulation of DNA-templated transcription. Gene Ontology annotation, cellular component: nucleus. Bases 307 to 1413 code for a protein of 368 amino acids. Gene Ontology annotation, molecular function: protein dimerization activity; DNA-binding transcription factor activity.
UCAACAGUAGUAGAGUAACCGUAGCGUAGCAAUGUUGCUUUCGCAGACUUCAAAUGGCUGAGAAGCAAUCCAAGAGACAGAAUCACAGAACCGGAGAGAAAAAGAUAGAGAGAGAGAAAUUGACUGAUCCCCAUUGAAGGACUGCUUCUUCAACUACUAUCUCAUUCACGCACAUUCUUCAUUCCUCAUUUCCUCCAAUUUCCACUGUCUGCUUUAUCACUGGUACAGUUCAGAACUCGCAUAAUUAACACAAUUCAAAGGGAAUCCACUUCAAUUGGAUCUUCUACUCUGCGUUUUGUUCCCUCAAUGGAGCAAGCUCCGGUAGGAUUACGCGGAUCCGUGCACGAAGGCGCUACACUUGAGUCAAUUCAAUUCAACGAAGAAAUUCAGGGAAUCAUGGCGCCGGCACCGGCGCCGGAAAAUGCCAGCUCAUUCACUGCUCUACUUGAGCUUCCGCCAACCCAGGCGGUGGAGCUCCUUCACUCACCCAACUCUGAUGGAGCUCGGAAGCCACCUAAUUGCCACGUCAGCACUAAUCACAAACCCUAUUUGCUCAACUCUUUCGGUGGCAAUUUGACCUUUCCUUCCAACGCCGCUUUAAUUGAACGCGCAGCCAAGUUUUCCGUGUUUGCUGGUGAAAACUCAACGUCGCCGGGGGAGGCAUGUCUGCUUCGGGCCGGGUCAGGUUCGAAUUUGGAUAGGGUGAAGAACGAGCCGCAAGAGACUGAUUCGAACCCGUGCUCCACGCAAGGGUGUGUUUCGGAUCCUGUUGUUGAGAACAAGAACAAGAAGACGACCGCGAAGAGAAAGGAGCGAGAGAAGAAAGUAACGGUUAGAGGAUCCUUGAAGAAGAGUAAGAGCGUCGCUGAUGAGACCUCCGUUGACAGUGAGAAGCUUCCCUAUGUCCACGUUCGAGUUCGUCGAGGUCAAGCCACAGAUAGCCAUAGCUUGGCAGAAAGGGCUAGGAGAGAGAAGAUCAAUGCUCGCAUGAAGCUUUUACAAGAGCUGGUCCCAGGCUGCGACAAGAUAUCAGGAACGGCAAUGGUUCUAGAUGAAAUCAUCAAUCAUGUGCAAUCUCUACAGCGUCAAGUGGAGAUUUUAUCAAUGAAACUGGCAGCAGUUAACCCAAGAAUUGAUUUCAGCCUUGACAGCUUAUUGGCUACUGACGGGGCAUCUCUAAUGGAUAGUAACAUACCUAGCAUGAUGACACCUCUCAUGUGGCCAGAAAUCCCAGUCAAUGGCAACCGGCAGCAUUACCAACAACAGUGGCAAUUCGAUGCAUUCCACCAACCGCUAUGGGAGAGGGAAGAAGUCAACCACAAUUUCGUCACUCCGGAAAACUCACUUUUGAGUUAUGACUCGUCGGCGAAUUCAGCAUCUCUGCACUCAAAUCAAUUGAAGAUGGAGCUCUGAAAGCGUACAGAAGUCGUACCAGUGGCUAUUAGCUUAUUAAUUAGUGUAUAUAUCAAAUAUAGUAUUCGCAGUUAGCAGUGAUUUGACCGGUCUGAACGUUUAGCAGGAUUCCCAUGUCUUCUAUUUGUCAGAGGGGGUUGGAAACUGGAUUUUCUUUACCCAGAAAUGAAGAUGAAUUGGCAUGUUCUUCUAUUAUAUUAUUACUAUGUAUACUAACUAUAGGGGUUAUUCAAUCCAUGAGGUGAUUGAUUCAUGAUUGUAAAAUCAUAGAACGGACUGUUAUUGAACUAUCAGUGGAGUGAGUUGCUUGGUUCAUUAAAUGCUACUUAGAUGAUGGCUAUGAGGAUUUAAUUCAGAAUUACAUGCAAUAUUUUAUUUUA